Saccoglossus kowalevskii is the source of this 1009-nucleotide messenger RNA. RefSeq lists its product as uncharacterized. The record is from RefSeq and is a predicted model, not a curated record. Lineage: Eukaryota; Metazoa; Hemichordata; Enteropneusta; Harrimaniidae.
ACGACGACAACUUUCUCCGCAGAGAUCAUUAGCGAUUCGCACCGAGCAUCAACCUCUGUAACUGAGACUAGUGUAGCAAGUAUGUUAUUACCAGCCAAAUACAUCUUUUUUACGGCUAUAUUUAUACAACAGUAUGCACAUAUUCAAUCAUUCAAGCUCAGCAAAAGUGACGAAAUUGAACAGUUUUUGAACGAGAUCUUGAAAGAGAAAGUCAAUCAUGUAACAACAGAAGAAGAGGCAUGGGAUUUUUUUGGAGUACCCCGUUGCAAGACGGGUGACGGACUGCAAUGUUUUCCUGGUACACCAUCCAGUCAGUGUUUUAGUGGCAUUGAUGAUACUUGCAAUGGUGUUGUAGACUGCAACUGUGACGGGGCAUGUACAUCCCCAGAUGACGAAAGUCCAGAAGCAUGUCAACUACGGGAACAAGUCGUCUGGAUCAUCGAUAACGGUAUACCGUAUUUUGGAUUUGGAAAGCACGAUUCAGAAAUAUUCACAGUCCUUUGGUUUAUGGGGUUACAUGAUUAUUGUCCAACGCACAGUCGGCUAUCUAAAUCAAGUCUAAUCUGUCCGGCGGAACCGCACAAGUGCAUUUCUAUUGACAAGUUCUGUGACGGUUUUGAACAUUGUAGCAGCCUCUGCUACGAUAUACAGGGGUAUAAUUUCUGUGGUACAAAUCAUUGGUUGGGUGGAUGCCUUAUCAAAGAUACUAUGGCAACCGUCACCGAAGGGACAGCACGAAAGUGACGGGAAGCUGUCGACGAGAUUUUGCAUUGAAUGCGUACGCAAUUAACAAAAUAGACAAGAUCACGUUCUUAUGUCUUAGUGUUAUCUAAAUACUACUCAACAAUACCAUAUACAUCUAGAUGCAUUUUUCUUUUGCUUAUUUUAAUUUCGAAGUCAUUCGAUAUUUCACCGCGCACGUAGAGCUGUCUUUGGAACAUUAUUUUAUAUCUCAAUUUGUUUCAAUAAUAAUUUUGAUUCAGUUCAACGGAUAAAUAAAUAUAUUACC